Beauveria bassiana ARSEF 2860 is the source of this 1059-nucleotide messenger RNA. RefSeq names its product 3-methyl-2-oxobutanoate hydroxymethyltransferase. Gene Ontology annotation, cellular component: mitochondrion. Gene Ontology annotation, biological process: pantothenate biosynthetic process. The coding region runs from base 1 to 1059 and encodes 352 amino acids. Gene Ontology annotation, molecular function: 3-methyl-2-oxobutanoate hydroxymethyltransferase activity; magnesium ion binding. The transcript has 2 exons. NCBI's taxonomy places the organism in Eukaryota, Fungi, Ascomycota, Sordariomycetes, Hypocreales, Cordycipitaceae. The record is from RefSeq and is a predicted model, not a curated record.
AUGCCUGCCACCACCACUGCCCUGGCCCGGUCUGGCGCCCUGUCCCUGGCACGUGCCGCCCGCCGCACCAGCACCAACACCCUCUCGACCAACACACUUCUUCACCACCAUGCCUCUACUUCCCUUUCUCUUACACAACAUCCCCGCCAUGGUCAGCCACGUUGGUCAUCGCACUCGCCCAUGGGUGCCGCCGCCGCCAAUCCCCGCAAAAAGGUCACCAUCAACACCCUGAGGUCGCAGCACAAAAAGGGCGACCCCAUCACUGUCCUCACCGCGCACGACUUUCCUAGUGCCAUGGUCGCUGACCACGCCGGCAUGGACUUGGUUCUUGUUGGCGACAGCCUGGCCAUGGUGGCCAUGGGAAUGGACGAUACGAGCGAGGUUUUGGUGGAGGAGAUGCUCCUACACUGUCGCUCUGUCGCCCGCGCCACCAAAUCCGCCUUUACCAUUGGUGACCUGCCCAUGGGCAGCUAUGAAAUCUCCCCUGAGCAGGCCCUUGAAACCGCCAUCCGCUUCGUCAAAGAGGGCCGCGUCCAAGGCAUCAAGCUCGAGGGCGGCCGCGAAAUGGCGCCCGCCAUUCGCAAAAUCACCGCUGCCGGCAUCCCUGUCCUCGGCCACGUUGGCCUCACCCCGCAGCGCCAAAACGCCCUCGGCGGCUUCCGCGUCCAGGGCAAGACGGCCGACGCCGCCAUGGCCAUCCUCGACGACGCUCUCGCCAUCCAGGACGCCGGCUGCUUCGCCAUGGUCCUCGAGGCCGUCCCCGAAGACGUCGCUGCCAUCAUCACCCGCAAGCUCGCCGUCCCCACCAUUGGUAUCGGCGCCGGCGCCGGCUGCUCUGGACAGGUCCUCGUCCAGACCGACAUGACGGGCUACUUCCCCCCGGGACGCUUCCUCCCCAAGUUUGUCAAGCAGUAUGGCAACGUCUGGGCCGAAUCGAUGCGCGCGAUUGAGCAGUACAGGGACGAUGUCAAGAGUGGUCAAUACCCGGCGCCCGAGCACACGUACCCGGCUCCCAAGGCCGAGGUCGAGGCAUUUGCCAAGGCUGUUGAGAAGCUGUGA